CCCUCUGCUCGUGGAAGGUGAGCUGGUGUCUCGAGGAGAGGGCUCGCGAGCGCGACCGCCGGGGUCCGAUCGGAUUAAACUUGAAUCGAGUGAGAAAAAUGAACACAAAGGCGAGGUACUCCGCGGGGAUGGCACACGGGAGGCGUCGAAAGUAAACUUCCGACCCCAAAUUCGGAUUUAUAUCAACGCACCAAAGGGAAGAGACCGCUGGAAAUACACUGGUUAAGUUGAGGCAACCCCUAAACUGACCUAGCUGUCGGAAAGGGUGCCGGACCCUGGUGCAGCGUUCCCCGGCCGCGGCGAGGGAGUAUGGAGUGACGUGCAGGAGAUUAGUCGGCGGAUUAGAGACUUGCUGGAGGCCCUGAGAGGGAGGGGCUGGCUGUGGAGCUGCAGCGGUGUGGAGGAGAGGGGGGCGGAGCCAUGAGCGACCCGGCCAUGCUCAGCCUGUUUGGGGAGGAGGGGACGCUGUUCCCCGACGGGGCGGAGGGGAUGGGGGAGUGCGGCUACCCUGACGCCCAGCGGAUGCCCCCGGACCAGGGCUACGGGUCCGUGCCGUCGGGCCUUCACCAGAACCAGAACCAGAACCCGCCGGGGCUCGGACAGCCCGAGAUGGGCCACUUCGACCGCUUCGGUCAGUACGAGCAGCAGGGGAGCAGGCCGUACGCGGCGUACCCGGGCCAGCAGGCCGAGAGGCGGAGCCAGCAGCCCGACAGGCGGGGCCAGGCUUUCCUUAGCAACGGCUCCAUGUGGGGGCCCAGAGGCCUGCCCGAGCAGGGGCCCCCAGGGCCCCAGGGCACCCCGCAGCAGAGGGGAGCGUAUGUAGGUGGCGGGGAAUACUCCCUGCCGACCCAUCCCAGGACGGGACAGUUCCCGCAGGGCCAGUCACAGGAGGGUGGCGGAGGCCUGCCCACAAACCAUUACAUGGGUCACAUGGGCCCCCAGCAGGGUCCCGGCAUGGCAGCCAGCCCCAUGUGCCACCCAGCACAACAGCAGCCCCCUCACUUCCACCACCACCCCGCCUCUGGCCCCGCCCACCACCAGCCGCAUCAUCCUGGUCCUGGCCCCGCCCCCACCCACCACCAGACACACCAACCUUCCCCUGGCCCCGCCCACCACCAGCCCCAUCACCCUGGCCCUGCCCCCCACCAGACGCAUCAUCCUGCCACUGGCCCCACCCACCACCAGCCACAUCAGUCCGCCCCUGGCCCCGCCCACCCGCAGACAGUGGAGCACAGACCCAGCUUCUCUCCCGGUCCCUCCCACGCACAGCACCAGCAGGGUAUGGGCUUCAGGCCCCGCGGCCAGCCUCUGCCCCCUAACGCUGUAAACGGCUCGGGGCAGUUCUCCCCGUACCCCCCCUGCCCCCCCUACUCCGGCCUCAGUCAGGGACCAGCCAACAGCACGGGGAUGGGCUCUACAGUCAGCCUCACCAGCAGUAGCGCUCCCGUAACGCACGCACAACGUUACGCUAACGCUGGCUUCCUGUCGUCGGGGAGCCCCCAGAGACUCGCACACCAGCAGCCGCUGCUGCACCCCGGCCAAAAACAGCAGCACAAGGCUGCACCUCCCCAGGUGUCGUACGCCUCCGCCCCGCCCAUGUCCCCGCUGAACGCCGUCGGUAACCCCGCGGGCACCCCCCCUCCCCAGCAGGCCCCCACCGGCAGCGCCGGCGUGGGUGUGGAGGUGGGCGGGUAUCACAGCAUGCCCAUGCAGCCCCCAGGCGCCCCGAGCGGCUCUCAGAGGAGCGUGGGCCUGCCCCCUCAGCCCUACAGGGGCGUGCCUCAGAGCGCCCCCCUGUGGCCGUCUUCAGCAGCGGCGGGACACGGCGGGAGCCACGCCGAGCCUUCCCAGAAUCCCCUGCAGCAGGCGCAGACAGCGCUCCCCGGGCGGCCCUUCCAGCAGCAGUCGCCACAGCCACACGCACACCCCCCAGCCCCGCCCCCCCACCACCCGCAGUGGGGGGCCCCACACCCAGAAACUCCAGCCACCCACCAAGUGCCUGCCACACAGCCUUCUCCAUCAGACCCAUCUUCGGACGCGGCUGCUCCUGGCCUGAGGCCCGCCAGCACCAGCGCCCCCCUGCUCAGCUCCGACCCGGCGGAGGGGGACCCGAAGCCCAAGAAGAAGAAGCAGAAGAAGAAAAAAGAGAAGGCCAGCGUCGAGGGGGAGGGGGAGGCGGGAGCGCCGGACUCUCUGAAGAUGCCCGAGGGAGACUCCCCCUCGGGGGAGAAGAAGAAAAAGACCAAAGCCAAGGAGCCGAAAGAGCCCAAAACGCCCAAAGCACCCAAAACGCCAAAAACGCCCAAAACGCCCAAGGAGAAAAAAGCGAAGCCGGCCACUCCCAAGGCUCAGAGCUCCAAGAAGACCAGUGUUAAGAAGGACGACACGGAGACGGGCCCCGCAAAAAAGGAUGCCAAGCGCAAGCGGGAAUCCCCCGACGUUUCGGAUGGAGAGAAGAUGCCCACCGCGUCGCUAGAGGAUGAAGAGGAAGAGGAGGAGGAGGCAGGCGUUCAGAAGCGGCGCUCGAGUCGGCAGGUGAAGAGGAAGCGCUACACAGAGGACCUGGAGUUCCGGAUCUCAGACGAUGAGGCCGAAGGGCCCGGGCGGGAGUCAAACACGUCUCCUGAGCAGCGGGAGCCUGCAGACCCAGAGGGCCCCAUUGUGGAGAAGAUCAUGUCCAUGCGUGUGGUGAAGAAAGAGAUGGAGUCUGGGAAAGAGCAGGAGGUCGAGGAGUUCUACGUCAAAUUCAAAAACCUCUCCUACCUGCACUGCCGCUGGGCAGACAUGACCGAGCUCGAGAAGGACAAGAGGAUCCAGCAGAAGGUUAAGAGGUUCAAGGCCAAACAGUCUGUCAACGACUUCCUGGGAGAGAUGGAUGACGAGCCUUUCAACCCAGACUACGUGGAGGUUGAUCGCAUCCUCGAUGUCUCCGAGAGCACCGACGAAAACGGAGAGCCCGUCACCCAUUACCUGGUGAAGUGGUGCUCUCUGCCCUACGAGGACAGCACCUGGGAGCUGAAGGCCGACAUCGACCAGGGGAAGAUCCAGGAGUUCGAGCGGCUCAUGGCGCGAGAGCCAGAUUUAGAGCGAAUGAAGCGACCUCCUGCCGAUGACUGGCAGAAGCUGGAGUGCUCCAGGCAAUAUAAAAACAGCAACGAACUCAGGGAGUACCAGCUGGAGGGAGUUAACUGGCUGCUCUUCAACUGGUACAACACACGAAACUGCAUACUGGCAGAUGAGAUGGGUCUAGGUAAGACGAUCCAGUCGAUCACCUUCCUGUACGAGAUCUUCCUGAAGGGGAUCCGCGGGCCCUUCCUGGUGAUCGCCCCGCUCUCCACCAUCCCCAACUGGGAGAGGGAGUUCCGCACCUGGACCCACCUGAACGUGGUGGUGUACCACGGCAGCCAGGCCAGCCGGCGCACCAUCCAGGCGUACGAGAUGAACUUCAGAGACGCCCAGGGAGCAGUGAUUAAAGGAGCGUAUAAGUUCCACGCAGUCAUCACCACGUUUGAGAUGAUCCUGACGGACUGUCCCGAGCUGCGGGGCGUGGGCUGGCGAUGUGUCGUCAUCGACGAGGCGCACCGGCUCAAGAACAGGAACUGCAAACUGCUGGAGGGGCUCAAGAUGCUGGACAUGGAGCACAAAGUUCUGCUGACGGGCACGCCUCUGCAGAACACGGUGGAGGAGCUCUUCAGCCUGCUGCACUUCCUCGAACCCCAGCGCUUCCCCUCAGAGGCCACCUUCAUGCAGGAGUUCGGAGACCUGAAAACUGAGGAACAGGUGCAGCAGCUGCAGGCCAUCCUGAAGCCCAUGAUGCUCCGGCGUCUCAAGGAGGACGUGGAGAAGAACCUGGCGCCCAAGCAGGAGACCAUCAUCGAGGUGGAGCUCACCAACAUCCAGAAGAAGUACUACCGCGCCAUCCUGGAGAAGAACUUCGCCUUCCUGGCCAAGACCGGGGGCGGCGGGGGCAACGCCAACGUCCCCAACCUGCUCAACACCAUGAUGGAGCUGAGGAAGUGCUGUAACCACCCCUACCUCAUCAACGGAGCGGAGGAGAAGAUUGUGGAGGAGUUUCGGGAGUCGCACCCCUCCGAAGGCGGGGAUUUCCACCUGCAGGCCAUGAUCCAGGCGGCGGGGAAGCUGGUGCUGAUCGAUAAGCUGCUGCCCAAGCUGAAGGCUGGAGGCCACAGGGUGCUGAUCUUCUCCCAGAUGGUGCGCUGCCUGGACAUCCUGGAGGACUACCUCAUCCAGAAACGGUACCCGUACGAGCGCAUCGACGGCAGAGUGCGGGGGAACCUCCGUCAGGCUGCUAUCGACCGCUUCUCUCGCCCGGACUCGGACCGCUUCGUCUUCCUGCUGUGCACGCGGGCGGGGGGGCUGGGCAUCAACCUGACCGCCGCCGACACCUGCGUCAUCUUCGACUCGGACUGGAACCCUCAGAACGACCUGCAGGCCCAAGCCAGAUGCCACAGGAUCGGCCAGAGCAAAGCCGUCAAGAUCUACCGCCUGAUCACCAGGAACUCGUACGAGAGGGAGAUGUUCGACAAGGCCAGCCUGAAGCUGGGCCUGGACAAGGCUGUGCUGCAGUCCAUGAGCGGCCGGGAGAAUGCAGCUAACGGGGUCCAGCAGCUUUCCAAGAAGGAGAUCGAGGACCUCCUCCGGAAGGGGGCAUACGGGGCGCUGAUGGAGGCGGAGGACGAGGGCUCCAAAUUCUGCGAGGAGGACAUCGACCAGAUCCUGCAGCGCAGAACGCAGACCAUCACCAUCGACUCCGAGGGCAAGGGUUCGACUUUCGCCAAGGCCAGCUUCGUCGCCGCGGGGAACAGGUCUGACAUCUCCCUGGAAGACCCCGAUUUUUGGCAGAAGUGGGCGAAGAAGGCGGAGCUCAACAUGGACACGAUUAAAGGGCGGAACACGCUGGUGAUCGACACCCCGCGGGUGCGGAAGCAGACGCAGCACUUCAGCGCGGCGAAGGACGACGAGCUGCUGGAGCUGUCUGAGCUGGAGAGCGACUCGGAGGACACGCCCGUCCCGAAGCCGCGCCGCCCCCAGGACCGCAGCCUGGGCUACCCCCGCAGCGCCUGCUUCAGGGUGGAGAAGAACCUGCUCGUGUACGGGUGGGGUCGCUGGGCCGAUAUCCUGUCCCACGGGCGGUUCAAGCGGCCCCUGUCUCUGCGGGACGUGGAGAGCAUCUGCAGGGCGCUGCUGGUGUACUGCGUGCAGCACUACAGGGGCGACGAGAGCAUCAAGAGCUUCAUCUGGGAGCUGAUCACCCCGACCGAGGACGGCCAGACCCGGGACCUGCUCAACCACUCCGGUCUGUCUGCUCCUGUUCCCCGUGGCCGUAAGGGGAAGAAGGUGAAGCCCCAGGCGACGCAGCCCUACCUGCGGCAGGCGGACUGGCUGGCCAACUGCAACCCCAGCGUCCUACUGCAGGAGGACAGCUACAAGAAGCACCUGAAGCACCACUGCAACAAAGUGCUGCUCAGGGUUCGGAUGCUGUACUACCUCAGGCAGGAAGUCAUCGGCAGCCAUGCGGACAGGGUCCUGGAGGGGGCGGAUGCCAGCGAGAUCGACGUGUGGAUCCCGCCGCUCUUCCUCACUGAAGGGCCCUCUGAUUGGUGGGACCGGGAGGCAGACAAGUCCCUGCUGAUUGGUGUCUUCAAACAUGGCUAUGAGAAGUAUAACUCGAUGCGGGCCGACCCCGCCCUCUGCUUCCUGGAGAAGGUGGGCAUGCCGGAUCCCAAGGCCUACGCGGCCGAGCAGAGGGGGACAGACCUGACGACGGACGCAGCCGAGGGGGGAGACUUUGACAGAGCGGAUGAAGACCCAGAGUAUAAGCCAGCCAGAAUGGCCUUCAAGGAGGAGCUGGACGAUUUUACAAACUCUCCCAUGGAUGAUAAGGAAGAGGCCAUGGAUACUGAGACUCAGGGGAAGUCGGGUGAAAACGGCGGCGUGGGGAAUCUGUACUGGCCCACGACCUCGGCGCUGACCUCGCACCUGCGGCGGCUGAUCGCAGCCUACCAGCGCGGCCACAAGAGGGAGCAGCUGAGGCAGGAGGCCCUGCUGAGGGUGGACUGCCAGAGACGGCCCUUCCCAGAGGACGUGCACGUCACGCCCCCCGACAGAGAGGCCCUCAUCACAGGGAGACGCCAGAGGUGGACGCGGCGGGAGGAGGCGGAUUUUUACCGGGUGGUGUCGACGCUGGGCGUGAUGUACGACGCGCGCAGCCACCGCUUCGACUGGACGCAGUUCCGCCGCUCGGCCCGGCUGGAGCGGCGCAGCGACGCCUGCCUGGAGCGAUACUUCCUGAGCUUCGUGGCCAUGUGCAGACGGGUGUGUCGCAUGCCCGACACACCUGAGGAAGAGCCCCCUGACCCCACCCUCUGGAUCGAGCCAAUCACGGAGGAGCGUGCGUCGCGGACGCUGUACCGCAUCGAGCUGCUGCGGCGGAUCCGGGAGCAGGUGCUGCCGCACCCGGCGCUGGAGGAGCGGCUGCGGCUGUGCCGGCCCGCCGCCGACCUGCCCGAGUGGUGGGAGUGCGGCCGGCACGACCGCGACCUGCUGCUGGGAGCCUCGCGGCACGGCGUGAGCCGCACCGACGCCCACAUCCUCAACGACCCGCAGCUCGGCUUCCUCGAGGCCCACCGCAGGUUCGUCCAGCGCCGGAGCGGGCGGGUCCCGACCCCGCCCCCGACUGCGACCCCGACCCCGGCCAAGACGGAGGAUGCCGACUCCCGGGAGGAGGAGCAGGAAGAGGCGGAGAGAAGCUCUCCCAAGGGGGAGGUGCAGGACGAGGGGGGAAAGGUGAAGCAGGAGGGCGGCGGCGGAGAGGCCAAAGCAGGGGAAGAGGAGGGGCCUAAAGCAGGGGAAGAGGAGGGGCCUAAAGCAGGGGAAAGGGAGGGGCCUAAAGCAGGGGAAGGGGAGGGGCCUAAAGCAGGGGAAAGGGAGGGGCCUAAAGUAGAGGGGGAGGCGGAGCCUAACGCUGAAGGGGACGAGGGGGUUCCACUGAAAGCCCCGCAGAAGGAGGAGCCGCACCCACAGGAGUGCGGUGAGGUGCCGUCUGGAUCCGAACCCAAACCGCUGCCUGAGAGAGGCUCCGAGGAGGACGAGGAGGACAAGAUGGAGGAAGAUGAUAAAUCGGAGUCCUCACAGGCAGAAGCGAGUGUCACCUCUCAGGAGAAGGCCUACGAUGAGGAGAGCAACACAUCUCUCAGCGCGGCAGAUGGAAACUCGUCCGCCGCUCAGACAUACUACGACAGAUCCUUCCCAUACACCCUCUGGCCCAAGGACAGGGUGAUCAUCGAUCGCCUGGACGACAUCUGCGAGGCCGUGAUGAAGGGGAAGUGGCCGGCAAACAGGCGGCAGCUCUUCGACCUCCAGGGCCUGUUGCCGGGAUACGCACCCGCGGCCGGGGGCGGGCCCAUGACACGGGGCUUCGCCGAGCUCUCCAUGGUGGGCCAGGCCGGCUACAGCCACGGCGGGGGCGAGGACACCGCACUGUCCCCGCAGGUCGCCAAGGACGAGGCGUUGGGCACGCAGGCGGGCCCGGAGCGGCGGCGGGGACGCAGGGUGGAGGCGGAGGUGGAGCGGGCGGCCAAGCGCAGGCACCUGAUGGAGAUGGUGGCGCAGCUGCGGGAGUCCCACGCCACCGCGGGACAGGACCCCCCCUCCAGCUUCCCACUGCCCGGCGCGGGGCGCGCCAACGGCACCUUCCCAGACGGGGACCUGACCGUGAAGAGGAGGAGGGGCCGCAGGAAGAACGUGGAGGGGCUCGACCUGCUUUUCGGGAGAAACGCGAGGCGGGCGGCGCAUGCUGACGAUUCGGACGGGGUGCGGAUGCCCCCACGCACACAGCGAAACAUUCCAUCCCCAGGAAGGCGGGAACCCGGUACCCCUCUUUCCACAGGAAACCCGGAGGACAGGAGCAGGCCUCUGGGGGGGGCAGCCCCCACCAACAAAAACCUGAACGACUGGCUACGUCAGCACCCCUCGUACAGCACCGACACAGCAAGCUAUGUACCAAAGAAUGAAGACCUGCUCCUCUCUGCCUUCCACAAGCCCAAGCAGAAGCGUCAUCGCUGCCGCAACCCCAACAAGAUCGACGUCAACACCCUGACGGGCGGCGAGCGUGUGCCGGUGGUCAACCGCAGGAACGGCCGCAAGAUGGGAGGGGCGAUGGCUCCUCCCUUGAAGGACUUGGCGAGAUGGCUGCAGGAAAACCCGGAGUUCGCCGUGUCCCCGGACUGGACCGACAUCGUCAAGCAGUCGGGCUUCCUCCCAGAGUCCAUGUUUGGCGGCCUGCUGACGGGGCCGGUGGUGAGGGAGGAGGGGCCGUGUCGGCGGGGGCGGAGACCCCGGAGCGAGACGGUCAAGGCAUCAGCCGCUGCCGCGGCCUCCCCGGCGGGGGUCAACCCCCUGCUGAUGGGGGGGCUGCUGGGGGGCCUGGACCUGGCCAGCCUGCAGAACCUGCAGAGCCUGCAGCUGGCCGGGCUGCUGGGGUUCCCCCCGGGGGACCCCAAACAGGCCGCGGCCCUGCUGCCCUUCAUGCUGCCCGGCAUGGCCGGCCUGCCCAACGUCUUCGGCCUGGGCGGGCUGUUCGGUAACCUGGCGACCGCCGCAGGCUCCGCCCCCGUCGGGCAGGGGGAGGCGGAGGAGGGCGCCUCGCCCAAGAAGGAGAAGACCAGCAAGGAGGAGGCGAAGGAAGAGGAGGAGGAGGAGGAGGAUGAGAUGGAGGAGGAGGGGAAGGAGAAGGUGGAAGAAGGGAAACCAACCGAAACGGAGGGCGGGGCCGCUAUUAACCCCGCCUCUGCCGCCGCGGCCGCAGCCGCCAUGUCCAGCAGCCCCCUGGCCUUCAACCCCUUCCUGCUGUCCACCAUGGCGCAGGGCCUGUUCUACCCCUCCAUGUUCCUGCCCCCCGGGCUGGGCGGCCUCUCUCUGCCCGGCCUGCCCCAGGCCGCGCUGGCGAGCCUGCAGAGCGCCAUGGCGGCCGCCGGCACCGAGACCAGCGGCGCGGAGAACACCACCGAGAGCGGCGCGGAGCCCGGCGCAGAGCCCGGCGCGGGGGAGGGAGGGGAAGACGACGAGCCCGGCGAGGAGCCCAGCGCUGACACCGAGACGGAGGACGGAGGGAGCGCGGGGAACGAGGAGCCGGGCUCUCCGCAGGGAGCGGAGCGGGACAGCGGAGACGGAGAGUAACGCAGACGCUCCCCGCCGCUCCCCACCGCAGAGCGGCCCGCCGUUUACACACAGACCGAUCCUUCAGGCCUCCUCCGGCCUCAGUCUCUCAGUCUUUACUGGGUUAUUUGGUUGCAUUUCACAGUGCGAUGAGGGGCCCAACGGAAAAGUCUCCAUAGUACAGCAGACGCAAAGUCACAUGCACAAUUAUGCAUAUGUUGAAAUGGCUGUUCCUGGAUGCAGGGAUUCAGCGCAGUGCAUUAUUUAUUAAAUCAUCUUCAGUCAGGAGGUGACUGAGUUUUUUAAAUGGUGCUUUUAUUAAGGAACCAAUCAUUCGAGUACAGGUCUGCUUCUGUUUUUGGUUUUUAUUCUCCCCUCCGAUAUCAUGUGGAGUAGCCAGGGAGUGCGGGGUUCCCUGGCACAGCUGGGCGCAGUUGGAGACUGCUGCGCGGAAGCAGCGGUGAACAUGUGUGUUUAACUUCCUUUCAUGUUGCAUUCUGUUUAGUGUUUCCUGUUUUGUUUUGUUUGUUUUUUGAUCAGGAUGAAAUGCAUACGUUUCCCACACACACACACACAUGCACAUGCAGAGAC
Molecule: messenger RNA, 9768 nt
Organism: Megalops cyprinoides (Indo-Pacific tarpon)
Lineage: Eukaryota; Metazoa; Chordata; Actinopteri; Elopiformes; Megalopidae
Product: chromodomain-helicase-DNA-binding protein 7-like
Exons: 38
Coding region: 421-9198 (2925 amino acids)
Molecular function (GO): protein binding; ATP binding; ATP-dependent chromatin remodeler activity
Source: RefSeq, a predicted model, not a curated record